Thalassophryne amazonica is the source of this 754-nucleotide messenger RNA. RefSeq names its product anterior gradient 2 (gene agr2). Gene Ontology annotation, cellular component: endoplasmic reticulum. Bases 121 to 630 code for a protein of 169 amino acids. Lineage: Eukaryota; Metazoa; Chordata; Actinopteri; Batrachoidiformes; Batrachoididae. The record is from RefSeq and is a predicted model, not a curated record. The transcript is spliced from 8 exons.
GUCUGGGGGAUGGGAGGAGGGCGUGUCCACAGGUGAACAGGUGUUUAAAUAAGAGUCAGCCUGUCGCUCCCAUGCAGUAGAUUCUGAUCCGCCUCCACACACACCUGCACAGCUGUGAAGAUGACAAAAGUGGUUUACGCCAUCCUUUUGGUCCUUGGGGCCAUGACGUUUACUUCGGGAAAAAUUGGAACAUACAUCCCAAAGGGUGGCAGGCGGCCCGUCCAGACUCUGUCCAGAGGUUGGGGAGAUCAGCUGCAAUGGGCUCAGACGUAUGAACAAGCUCUGCACCUUUGCCAGACGAGCAAAAAGCCUCUGAUGGUCCUCUUUCAUCUGGAGGACUGUAAACACAGUGCGGCAUUGAAGAAGGCUUUUGCAGCAGACGUAGAGCUCCAGAAGAUGCUGGAUGAGGACUUCAUCAUCCUCAACCUGACGUUUGAAACUACUGAUAAAAACAUGAGCCCUGAUGGAACUUAUGUUCCCAGAAUUCUCUUUGUUGAUCCUUCGUUGACGGUGAGGUCUGACAUCAUCAGCCGCUACGGGAAUCGCUUGUACGCCUACGAACCUGCUGACCUCAGUCUCUUGAAAGAAAACUUAAAGAAGGCCAAGAAGCUGCUGAAAACGGAGCUGUGAGGGGCGGAGCCUCGAACGUUUUCCCCGUUUCCAUCUGAACACUUACGCACUGCAAAGAGUUGACAACGUCAUCCUCACUUUGUUACCAUUGUCUUUUGAAUAAACAUGAAUCUGUUCAUACUCU